Molecule: messenger RNA, 744 nt
Organism: Racocetra fulgida
Lineage: Eukaryota; Fungi; Glomeromycota; Glomeromycetes; Diversisporales; Gigasporaceae
Source: the annotation of a GenBank genome assembly
AUGACAUAUUCACGACGUAAGAAUAAAUCAAGAAGCAGAAGUUGUUAUAACCAUCGUUCUAGUAGUUAUCAGUCCUGUUAUAAGUCUAGACAUGAAUCUAUAAGUAAUCGGUCUGAAAGUCAUCACUCUAGAUCCAAAAGUCCUUAUUCUGAAAGUAAUCGGUCUGAAAGUCAUCACCUUAGAUCCGAAAGUCCUUAUUCUAAAAAUAAUCAGCCUGAAAGUUAUCACUCUAGAUCCAAAAGUCCUUAUUCUAAAAGUAAUCGGCCUGAAAGUUAUCACUCUAGAUCCAAAAGUCCUUAUUCCAGAAGCAAUUGGUCUGAAAGCUAUUAUUCUAGAUCCAAAAGUCCUUAUUCCAGAAGCGAAAAUAAUAAAUUAAUGUCCACAAGUCCUCGUUCUAAAAAUGAUUGGUCUGAAAGCUAUCAUUCUAGAUCUAAAAGUCCUUAUUCCAGAAGCAAUCGGUCUAAAAGCUAUUAUUCUAGAUUCAAAAGUCCUUAUUCUAGAAGCACUUGGUCUGAAAAUAAUAAAUUAAUGUCUACAAGUCCUCGUUCUAAAAAUGAUCGGUCUGAAAGUCAUCGUCCAAGUUCUAAAAGUCCUUAUUCCAGAAGCAAUCGGUUCAAAAGUCCUUAUUCUAAACAUUAUCAACCUGAAAUUCGUCAUCGCAUAUCCAAGAGCCCUCGUUCUAGAAAUUAUAGAUCUGAAAGUCGUUGUCUCAGAUCUAGAAGUCCUUGUUAUAAAAAUAAUUAG